GAGGAUUUAUUGUAACUUCGAACGAUAUAUCGAAAAUAUCGUAUGACGAGUCGAUAUGGUGUUUUUCCUUCCCGCAAUGUGCCCAGCUGGCAAUUGUCAAAUACGUUUCAGAAAUAAAGCAAAAUAACAGAAUUAAUCAUGGACGGCGAUCGUACAAAGAACACAGAUUCGCAAUUUAUAUCAUUCCAUGAUUUUUCUACGAUGAAUCAGCCAAGCAACGUUGGCCAAGCACAACUUGACAUUGGUGCUUCCACUCAUCAAACUUACAAUAAUUUACCAAAUGACUCUACAGGAAUCGGUAUUCUUGAAGAUCUACAAGGCAUACCCAACAGAAAUGAAGAUACACCUCAGUACAGUUUUUGGACAAUCGAAUAUUAUCAGAAGUUUUUUAACGUUAAUACGAACGAUGUAAUAGAACGUAUCAAAAGAUCCAUGUUUCCACAUAGUACUGAAAAUUAUUUGGUAACGCACAUAAGACCCAAUCCAGAUCUGUACGGUCCAUUUUGGAUAUGCGUUACUUUAGUAUUUUCUAUAGCAAUAAGCGGUAACAUGGCUAACUAUUUACAAACGGCCAAUUCUAGUCAUUAUCAUUGGAGAUAUGAUUUCCAUCUUAUCUCGUACGCUGCAACUUCAAUAUUCUUAUAUGCUUGGCUUUUGCCUCUAGCCUUAUGGGGUGCACUAAAAUGGACAACAAGUAUGAGGAAUACGGAAGAAGAAUUGAUAGAAUCUUAUGCAUCUCCGGGACUUUUAGAGCUUAUAUGCCUUUAUGGAUAUUCUUUAACCAUUUACAUUCCAGUUGCAUUUUUGUGGACAAUACAAAUCGGUUGGUUACAGUGGACUUUAGCAGUGAUAGCUACAUUUUUAUCGGGUGGUGUAUUGCUUCGUUCAUUGUACCCCGUAAUCUCAGGAAAGCAUAAAAUAAUAUAUGUUACCAUAAUUCUUGGUAUGCACCUUCUUCUGGCAGCAGGUUUUAUGAUAUAUUUCUUUCAUGGGCCAUCCAAAAUAUUACCGCAACAUGCAAAAGAAAUAUUAUCUUCUGCUUUACCACCUACAGAAAAUAUCAAUAAUAAAAUAAUGGAAAAGGUUGUGUUAAAUGCAACGAAAAAUGGAAUAAUUAAAACUUAAAGAAAUUCUAUACUAUAUUUGACAAGAAUUUCAUGAGAUCCAUUCGUAAACACAAAAAAAAAAAUGUAUUCGAAUGUAUCAUACAAAUCGCACAUAAUAUUGAAAAAUCAUAAAAGUUAUGUUCUUAUGAAGGCAAUAGACCUUAUUUUUAUUAUACUUUUAAAUCAAUCCAUAUAGAUAUAAUCAAGUAAAAAUCAAAACUCCAAAAAGGAAAAAAAAGACUCCAGGAUUCCUUAAAACAUAAUUGUUUUGAUACGACAAAGUAUUUAGCCUUUCGCAAUAAGUGUUGUGUACACAGAUUUAUGUUUAGGAAAAUACAUAAUACGAGUUUAAAGUG
Messenger RNA from Vespula pensylvanica (western yellowjacket), 1462 nucleotides. RefSeq names its product protein YIPF1. NCBI's taxonomy places the organism in Eukaryota, Metazoa, Arthropoda, Insecta, Hymenoptera, Vespidae. The transcript has 4 exons. Gene Ontology annotation, cellular component: Golgi apparatus; membrane. Gene Ontology annotation, molecular function: small GTPase binding. The record is from RefSeq and is a predicted model, not a curated record. Gene Ontology annotation, biological process: vesicle-mediated transport. Bases 139 to 1125 code for a protein of 328 amino acids.